This is a messenger RNA of Peronospora farinosa, 1158 nucleotides long. NCBI's taxonomy places the organism in Eukaryota, Oomycota, Peronosporomycetes, Peronosporales, Peronosporaceae. The record is from the annotation of a GenBank genome assembly.
AUGACUCGGAACGACUUGGCACGGGCCGUGACACCCUAUACGUAUCGUCACGGUGCCCCUUUAUCGUCCAAGAAUCCAAAAUUUAAUUUUAAAGCAAGUGGUGACAAGAAUUCAAAAGAGGUGGCGGAGGAAUAUCUGCGACGUGUGCAGAAGCUUCUGAUCGACAAGGAAAAUGUCACCCGGACACAGGUGGAUGAGCUAUUGGCAUUCCGUGACGAACAGCAUGUGGACUUUGAGACACAUGUCAAGACAUUGAGGGCGUUGCAGAUUACCAACGUCGAGUUUGAUCAGUUUAUCGAGCUGCAUGGAGGUCCAUCACGUACCAAAACGUUCUUUGAUUUGGUCGAUGCAGACGGUGAUGGACUCAUCUCAUACCCUGAGUACAGCUUUUUCUGCACGUUGCUUGCAAUCCCGGAGCGGCAGUUUGAGUUGGCAUUUAAGAUGUUUGACACGGACGAAAAUGGACGACUGGACCAUCACGAGUUUAAACAGAUCAUGAACUUGAUGCGAUUACGUACGCCUGCGGGGCGUCAAGACCGUUCACUGCAUGACGAGGUGCCUAUAUUCAAACACCUGUUUGGCGAGCUCUCCACAAAGUCAAUUUCUUACGACGAGUUCUGCGCGUUCCGCCGCGAUCUGAAGCAAGAGAUUAUGCGCAUUCAGAUAUCCUUUUCAUCUCUUCAGUAUGAUGUGGAUGGUGACAGGACUCUUUCACCACGGGAGUUUGGCAUGUUUUUAGUGUCACACGUUGACCAGCGUCACAUUGAAAUGUGGGUUGAGCGUGUGGACAAGCUGCAAGAACUGAAGGGCCACAUUACGGAGCAAGAGUUUAUGGAUUUCAAUGUUUUCCUCGAGCACCUGGAUGAGCUGGAGGUAGCCAUGGGUCUUGUAAUGCAAGCGCAUGGUGUAAACAAAGCGCAAUUCCAGCGCGCUACGAAGGCAGCGGUUUGCGGAAGUACACACACCAAGCCAGUGACCCCUUUGCAAAUCGACAUCCUCUUUGCUCUGUUCGACCUAGACGGCGAUGGACAUCUAUCCACAAAGGAGUUUAUAGAGGUUAUGCAGACACGCAAAGACAGCGGAUUCAAUGAGCCUCGCGACACGGGUGCCUUUAACUUUAUCAAGCGCGUCAAGGAGUGCAUUGCAUGCGUCUUGUAA